Messenger RNA from Lindgomyces ingoldianus, 1135 nucleotides. RefSeq lists its product as uncharacterized. Lineage: Eukaryota; Fungi; Ascomycota; Dothideomycetes; Pleosporales; Lindgomycetaceae. The record is from RefSeq and is a predicted model, not a curated record. The transcript has 5 exons. Gene Ontology annotation, cellular component: 90S preribosome; nucleus. The coding region runs from base 25 to 867 and encodes 280 amino acids.
CUCUCAUAGAACACAACCACCGAAAUGUCUGACUCGGAAGCUGGGGGUGGUGUCCCUCUAAUAGAGCCUGCAUUUGACUCCACUUUAACAUCAAAGAAACGGAAGAGAGGUGAUGAAACAGAGGUGGAUGCCGAGACCAAAAAGGCACUCAGGAAGGCAAAGAGAAAGGAAAAGAAAAGGCUGAAAGUAAAAGGGACAGCUAUCGAUGAAGAUGACCUGGAUCAAGAGCUACGAGUUAACCAUGCAUUUGAGCGAAUGGACAACCAACUACUCGCUGACUACAUCAAUUCGCGAACAAGGCACUAUGGGAAAGAGCUAAGCAGUGUUGAACUUGAGGACAGAUUUAUCCCAGGUCGGGCUAUUCGCAACACUAGCAGCUGGACCAAACCACGAACUCUGGAGAACCUUGCAGCUUUUCUCCACAAGCAGACCAAGAAGUUAAAGCCAACCCCAGCCACACCAACCGGAGCACCACAUACGAUUAUCGUGACUUCCUCUGGCAUUAGAGCCGCAGACGCCUUCAGAGCUCUUAGAUCUGGCCUCCCAGAACAGGGCAUGAAGAAUCCAAGCGUUGCCAAGCUUUUUGCGAAGCAUCUCAAGGUGGACGAGCAGGUUGCCCAACUAACCAGGUUCAAAACCGAUUUUGGUGUUGGCACUCCGGACCGACUUUCCCUUCUGCUAGACCAGAAGGCAUUAUCUACUGCGAAUCUCAAGCAAAUUGUCAUAGAUGUCUCCUAUAUCGACCAAAAGAAACGCGGUAUCCUCGAUAUGAGAGAGCUCCAUGAACCCUUGAUCAAACUGCUUCUUCGAAAGGAGUUCAUGGGCGAAGAUAAGUAUGGUGGGAAUGAUCUGCUGCUCUUCUACUGAGCGAAUUAUAUCUUGUAACUGCUUUCUUCGGCUAUUUAGUAAAUGGUAAAGUGGUGGAGCUAUUGCCUGCUUUAUGCGUAGCGGGGUUCAUUUAGUCUGGAUGAAGUAACCAACACUAUAAUGGCCAGGUCGUAGUGAAAUCCACAAGAGAUAUCUCCAAGUCUGUAGGUCAUGUGGCAUCGAUGUAUUCAGGUAGUAGUGACAUGUUCAGUGCUGAGGCUUUGCCUAUAAUGUCCGGCGUACCUACGACACUCAACCGCCGAGAAAG